AUGACGCUAGGGCGUGCGCUCGGUGGCUCGUAGGGGAAGAUGGCGGCUGCUGCUUUGGAGGAGAGGGAUUGAGAGGGGCGGAGGGAAGAGGCCGGGCGGGAGAGACGUUCCCGACAGUGAAGACGAACCCUUCGUUCACCGUUCAUUAGGAGCUCUGCUCAGCGCCGGAGGUGUCCUAGAACGAAUACAUCACCAUGGCUACAGAAAUUGGUUCUCCUCCUCGUUUUUUCCAUAUGCCAAGGUUCCAGCACCAAGCACCUCGACAGCUAUUUUAUAAGCGACCUGAUUUUGCACAGCAGCAAGCAAUGCAACAGCUUACCUUUGAUGGAAAACGGAUGAGAAAAGCAGUAAAUCGAAAAACCAUAGACUAUAAUCCAUCUGUAAUUAAGUAUUUGGAGAAUAGAAUAUGGCAAAGAGACCAGAGAGAUAUGCGGGCAAUUCAGCCUGAUGCAGGUUAUUAUAAUGAUCUGGUCCCACCUAUAGGAAUGUUGAAUAAUCCUAUGAAUGCAGUAACAACAAAAUUUGUUCGAACAUCAACAAAUAAAGUAAAGUGUCCAGUAUUUGUUGUUAGGUGGACUCCAGAAGGAAGACGGUUGGUCACUGGAGCUUCUAGUGGAGAGUUCACCUUGUGGAAUGGACUCACCUUCAAUUUUGAAACAAUAUUACAGGCUCAUGAUAGCCCAGUGAGGGCCAUGACUUGGUCACAUAAUGACAUGUGGAUGUUGACAGCAGACCAUGGAGGAUAUGUGAAAUAUUGGCAGUCGAACAUGAACAACGUCAAGAUGUUCCAGGCACAUAAGGAGGCGAUUAGAGAGGCCAGUUUCUCACCCACGGAUAAUAAAUUUGCCACAUGCUCUGAUGACGGCACUGUUAGAAUCUGGGACUUUCUUCGUUGCCAUGAGGAAAGAAUUCUCCGAGAACUCCUCCACCCAGGAUUCUGUGCUCUGUUGUGGCUUGGAACAUGCUUCUUGAAAACACUGUUUAGAGGGCAUGGUGCAGAUGUGAAAUGUGUAGACUGGCAUCCAACAAAAGGGUUAGUUGUUUCAGGAAGUAAAGAUAGUCAACAGCCAAUCAAGUUCUGGGAUCCCAAGACUGGGCAGAGUCUUGCAACACUUCAUGCCCAUAAAAACACUGUGAUGGAAGUGAAAUUAAACCUCAAUGGCAAUUGGCUGCUCACUGCAUCACGUGACCACCUCUGUAAACUUUUCGAUAUCCGAAACCUGAAAGAAGAGCUGCAAGUCUUCCGAGGUCAUAAGAAAGAAGCCACAGCUGUGGCCUGGCAUCCUGUUCACGAAGGACUUUUUGCCAGUGGAGGGUCCGAUGGCUCUUUGCUAUUCUGGCAUGUUGGGGUAGAGAAAGAAGUGGGUGGGAUGGAGAUGGCCCAUGAAGGAAUGAUCUGGAGUCUGGCUUGGCAUCCUCUUGGACAUAUACUCUGCUCAGGUUCAAAUGACCAUACUAGCAAAUUCUGGACCCGAAAUCGACCAGGUGAUAAAAUGCGAGAUCGAUAUAAUCUCAAUCUGUUGCCUGGAAUGUCUGAAGAUGGAGUAGAAUAUGAUGACCUUGAACCUAAUAGCCUGGCAGUAAUUCCAGGAAUGGGAAUACCAGAACAACUAAAAUUAGCUAUGGAACAAGAGCAGAUGGGAAAAGAUGAGUCAAAUGAAAUUGAAAUGACAAUUCCAGGUUUAGACUGGGGAAUGGAAGAGGUGAUGCAAAAGGAUCAGAAAAAAGUUCCUCAGAAGAAAGUUCCUUAUGCCAAACCUAUUCCUGCUCAGUUCCAGCAGGCUUGGAUGCAAAAUAAAGUUCCAAUUCCUGCCCCAAAUGAGGUACUGAAUGACAGAAAAGAGGACAUUAAAUUGGAAGAGAAGAAGAAAACACAAGCAGAAAUUGAACAAGAAAUGGCCACAUUACAAUAUACUAACCCACAGCUUCUGGAGCAACUUAAAAUUGAAAGACUUGCACAGAAACAGGCUGAGCAGAUUCAGCCUCCUCCUUCAUCUGGCACCCCUCUCCUUGGACCCCAGCCCUUUCCAGGACAAGGUCCAAUGUCUCAGAUUCCUCAAGGUUUUCAGCAGCCCCAUCCAUCUCAGCAGAUGCCAAUGAACAUGGCUCAGAUGGGGCCUCCGGGUCCACAGGGACAGUUUAGACCCCCUGGACCCCAGGGACAAAUGGGACCACAAGGUCCUCCACUGCAUCAGGGGGGUGGGGGGCCACAAGGAUUCAUGGGACCACAAGGGCCCCAGGGCCCACCCCAGGGGUUGCCAAGGCCUCAGGACAUGCAUGGGCCCCAAGGAAUGCAGAGGCAUCCUGGACCUCAUGGCCCUUUGGGACCUCAAGGACCACCUGGACCACAGGGUAGUUCUGGUCCUCAAGGUCAUAUGGGUCCUCAGGGUCCACCUGGCCCACAAGGUCACAUAGGCCCUCAAGGCCCACCUGGUCCCCAGGGUCACUUGGGCCCUCAGGGGCCUCCUGGUACUCAAGGUAUGCAGGGACCACCUGGUCCCAGAGGAAUGCAAGGACCUCCUCAUCCUCAUGGGAUACAAGGUGGGCCAGGGUCUCAAGGGAUCCAAGGUCCUGUGUCUCAGGGACCUCUGAUGGGAUUGAAUCCAAGAGGAAUGCAGGGUCCUCCAGGCCCCCGAGAAAAUCAGGGUCCUGCUCCCCAAGGGAUGAUGAUGGGCCAUCCGCCUCAAGAGAUGAGAGGACCUCACCCACCAAGUGGACUGCUGGGACAUGGCCCUCAGGAGAUGCGAGGCCCUCAGGAGAUGCGAGGCAUGCAAGGGCCUCCAGCCCAAGGGUCCAUGCUGGGCCCCCCCCAGGAAUUGCGAGGGCCUCCAGGCUCACAAGGUCAGCAGGGGCCGCCCCAGGGCUCUUUGGGGCCUCCACCCCAGGGUGGCAUGCAAGGGCCCCCUGGACCUCAGGGACAGCAGAACCCGGCAAGAGGGCCACAUCCAUCUCAAGGGCCAAUACCAUUCCAGCAGCAGAAAACAGCUCUGCUAGGUGAUGGGCCCCGGGCCCCCUUCAAUCAGGAAGGACAGAACGCAGGCCCCCCACCCCUGAUACCAGGCCUAGGGCAGCAGGGAGCACAAGGUCGCAUCCCCCCUCUUAACCCUGGACAAGGACCUGGCCCGAACAAAGGUGACUCGCGCGGCCCUCCAAACCAUCACAUGGGCCCCAUGUCAGAGAGGCGGCAUGAGCAGAGCAGCGGUCCUGAGCAUGGGCCUGAGAGGGGGCCUUUCCGGGGCAGCCAGGACUGCAGGGGUCCCCCUGAUAGGCGUGGCCCUCACCCCGACUUCCCUGAUGACUUCAGCAGACCAGAUGACUUCCACCCGGACAAGCGCUUUGGCCACCGAUUACGUGAAUUUGAGGGGCGAGGAGGACCUUUACCACAAGAAGAGAAGUGGAGGCGUGGGGGCCCUGGGCCUCCGUUUCCACCUGAUCACAGGGAAUUCAACGACGGGGAUGGCCGAGGAGCAGCCCGGGGCCCUCCAGGGGCUUGGGAAGGCCGCAGACCUGGAGAUGAACGAUUCCCCCGAGAUCCUGAGGACCCACGUUUUCGAGGGCGCAGAGAAGAAAGCUUUAGGAGAGGAGUACCACCAAGACAUGAGGGCCGUGCCCCUCCACGAGGAAGGGAUGGCUUUCCUGGUCCUGAAGACUUUGGUCCAGAGGAGAAUUUUGAUCCUUCUGAUGAAGCAGCCCGAGGAAGAGAUCUCAGAGGUCGAGGUCGGGGUACUCCACGAGGAGGAAGGAAAGGUUUACUUCCCACUCCUGAUGAGUUCCCUCGCUUUGAAGGAGGACGGAAACCAGAUUCCUGGGAUGGAAAUAGAGAGCCAGGGCCAGGUCAUGAACAUUUCCGUGAUGCUCCUCGCCCUGAUCAUCCCCCUCAUGAUGGUCAUUCCCCAGCUAGUAGAGAACGUUCCUCUUCUCUCCAGGGCAUGGACAUGGCAUCCUUGCCACCACGAAAGCGUCCCUGGCAUGAUGGGCCAGGGACCUCAGAGCACAGAGAAUUGGAAGCCCCAGGGGGUCCUUCUGAGGAUCGAGGAGGCAAAGGCCGAGGGGGCCCAGGGCCUUCCCAGAGAGUGCCAAAAUCCGGGCGUUCCAGUUCCUUGGAUGGGGAUCACCAUGACGGCUACCACAGAGAUGAACCUUUUGGGGGCCCUCCAGGCAGCGGUACUCCUUCCAGAGGGGGCCGGAGUGGCAGUAACUGGGGUAGAGGGAGUACCAUGAACUCUGGCCCACCGAGGCGAGGAGCUUCAAGGGGUGGUGGGAGGGGUCGGUAGAAGCUGAUGACUCUGAGGCCUCUCCGGACAGUAUUUAAGAACUUCUUGUGGACUUACCAAGACAAAGGAAGCCCGCACCACAUAGCCCUCAACUUCUGGGGAAGCUGAAUCCCAGGAGUCCCUAAUGAGGUCUUCAAGAUGAAGAGACUGCUGCUGGCUGCCCAAAGUAGCUGGCCUUGUUCUGUCCUGUCCACCCUCACUGCCCUAACUCCCAUUGUUUUGUGAAGAUAAAAGCUGGAAUCUUUUUUUUUUUUAAGUGUCACAAGACAUGGAGCACCUCCACAAAUUUAAGUUCAUGUCCAAUUGGAAAUCUGUUUCUAUAUGUACAGUUUGUCAGAGAAAAAAACAUUAAGUUUUUGUAUGAAUACAGAAUGUGAUUUAUGCAAGAAUUAACAGAAAA
This is a messenger RNA of Canis lupus familiaris (dog), 4674 nucleotides long. It is a transcript of the gene WDR33, whose product is annotated as WD repeat domain 33. Lineage: Eukaryota; Metazoa; Chordata; Mammalia; Carnivora; Canidae. Bases 195 to 4274 code for a protein of 1359 amino acids. Gene Ontology annotation, molecular function: protein binding. Gene Ontology annotation, cellular component: mRNA cleavage and polyadenylation specificity factor complex. The record is from RefSeq and is a predicted model, not a curated record. The transcript is spliced from 23 exons.